AUUGUUUCGUGGUCGCCAUAAACUUGAUGGCGUCUCGUCUUUGAGCCAAUUACGAGGUCCACAGUCACGAUCGUGGUUCAAAGGUAAUCAAAUGCAAAUCUUCAGCUUGAAGCAGGGAUGGGAAUUUCACAAGAUGCUAGCAGACGAGUAUGGGCCUACUGUCCAGAUAACGGGCUUGUUAGGGAAAAAGCAGCUUUACACAUUCGAUUCUAAAGCUAUGCAUCAUAUUCUUGUAAAGGACGGGUCUUCGUUUCAGCCUCAUCGUAUCGAGAGCGGUAUUCUUCUAUUUGGCAAGGGUCUGCUCAGUACAAUCGGAGAACGUCAUCGCAAGCAACGAAAGAUGCUCAACCCAGUUUUCUCGAUUGCUCAUAUGCGUUCAAUGAUGCCGAUCUUUUACGAUGUAGUGGAUCAGCUGCAGAAUGCUCUGUCGCAACGAGUCCGCAACGAACCUCGAGAGAUUGAACUUGUAGGAUGGAUGGCCCGCACCGCCCUGGAACUUAUUGGUCAAUCUGGAUUCGGGUACUCUUUUGACAAUAUGGUGGACGAUGUACCCAGACACAAAUACAGUAUUGUUAUCAAGGAUCUCGUACCGACACUAACUCGACUGGCUUUCGGAAGGUUUUACUUACUUCCUUUAGCUGUCAAGAUCUUACCCUCAAGUGUUCGCACAUUCAUUAUGAACAUUACCCCAUGGAAAACUCUACAUGAUGUUCGGGACAUGGUCAAUUACAUGCAUGAUCUGUCUGUGGAGAUCUACAAAGAGAAGAGGCGCGCACUUGAAGAAGGAGACGAGGCUGUAAUCAAACAAAUCGGAAAAGGGAAAGAUCUUCUUAGUAUUAUGAUGAAAGAGAAUAUGAAAGCGGAUGAUGAAGAUAAACUCGAAGAAACUGAAAUUAUCGCUCAAAUGUCAACAUUUAUAUUAGCGGCAAUGGACACUACCUCUAGCGGAAUGUCUCGCAUCCUCCAUCUUUUGGCUCUUCAUCCCAAGGUUCAGGACAAAAUACGAGAAGAGAUCAUUGCAGCUCGAAAAGAUCGUGAAGGUAGUCGGUUGUCCUACGAUGAACUAGUUGGACUUCCUUAUUUGGAUGCAGUAUGCAGAGAGACCUUGCGACUCUACGCUCCAGUGUCUUCUGUCUUGCGAAAAUCCACCGAAGAUACAAUAGUUCCUCUCUCACGACCUGUUCGCGGUGUGGACGGUAAUGAGGUGACAGAUAUAUUUCUGCCUAGAGCUACAACUGUGAUCAUAUCGAUUUUGAACGCGAAUAGGGAUCCUGAGCUAUGGGGACCAGAUGUGUUGGAGUGGAAGCCUGAACGUUGGCUCUCACCACUUCCCGAUGCUAUCAUGAAUUCCAAGAUGCCAGGGGUCUAUUCCCACUUAAUGACUUUCAAUGGUGGAAGUCGUUCAUGCAUAGGAUUCAAGUUCUCCCAACUAGAGAUGAAGGUCGUCAUAGCUAUGCUUGUAGAGAAUUUCAAGUUCUCUCCUCCACUGGACAAGGAAAUUUUUUGGCAAAUGGCAGGCAUUGCGAGCCCUGUCGUCGUUGGAGGCAGCGACUCCAUGCACCCACGGUUGCCACUCAUCGUUGAGGCAGUUAAGGGAGAUUCUUAAUGUGUUCCAUGUCGUCCUAGCGUUCUCCUUCUACAGGCAUGCUCGAAAUUUCUCUUUUAGAUCUGUUACCUAUGUACCUUGUAUGAUAUUAGAAACGAGCGGAAUAUGAAGGAAUGUCACUGAUCCAUGC
Lentinula edodes (shiitake mushroom) is the source of this 1736-nucleotide messenger RNA. Its product is annotated as cytochrome P450. The record is from RefSeq and is a predicted model, not a curated record. Bases 92 to 1606 code for a protein of 504 amino acids. The transcript is spliced from 21 exons. Lineage: Eukaryota; Fungi; Basidiomycota; Agaricomycetes; Agaricales; Omphalotaceae. Gene Ontology annotation, molecular function: oxidoreductase activity, acting on paired donors, with incorporation or reduction of molecular oxygen; monooxygenase activity; iron ion binding.